CGGCUGCUCUUUCCUGGCCGUGCCUUUUGAACAUUUUCAUCGGAAUUUUCCUCGGUGCAGUUUUCCAGAGGAAAAUAGUGUUUAGUGUUCGAUUGCCCGAUUAUUGCUCGGCGGAAAACUCACAACUUGGACCGUCUUCAGUUACAAAGGAGCUCAAGACAAGUUUCUAAUGCAACCAGAUUGACUCAGUACAAUUUAUGUGGCUUAAUUAAGUCAGUUAUUUAAAAAAAAAAAAAAAUCUAGUACAAUUAUGUCUGGAGGACCACCACCACAUCAUCCCCAUAACAGACAUGUGCCCCCUGCUACUUCAGCUUGGAAUCAUUUACCAAGUCAUAAAAUAAGUGUUCCCAGCUAUUUUCCAAGACAACCGCAAGCAGCUCAUAUGCAAGCAGACCAUCCUUUACUCCACCAACCCACUUGGCACACACCGACAACCACCGAGGCAAUGAAAUUGAUGCCGCACGCUCAAAUGUUGAAUGAAAUGUUCAAAAACGAAAGCCUGUUUCCAAGAGAUUGUGUCGAUCUUAGUCUCACUAGGAAUGGUAAUCAAAACGGAGAACCUCCUCCAACUCCAAGCGCAAUUAGUCUAAGUGUACGCGACACAAGCAAAAUUAAUAGUUUGUUAGACCUUCAAGCUAUGGAACUAACAAAAAGUGCUGGCCCAAACUUAAAAAAAGCUAUCAGUCCAGGUUCUAUUGGAUUAAAGGCUACUAGUCCUGGAUUAUUAGUUGGUUCGGGACCUUUAAUGAACCUCACUCCAACUCGCAAAUCGCUGAGUCCCGCGCCAAAAUCCUCUAGUCCUGGCUUAAAUUUGGGUUUACCAGCCACAAUUUCUGCUCCGGAUUUAAGCAAAAAGCGCAGCAACAUAAGGGUGGAUUCCAUCUUGGAAAGAUUGAAUCCCACUCCAGAAAAAACAUUCCCAUUCCAUGAAAUUAUUAAACACGACCAGCUGCCAACUACUACAAGUAUAACAAUUGUGCCAGCAGAAAAGUCUCAUGGUGUAAUUGUACAAGCGGCUAAUUUUGAUGAGAAUAGUAAUUCUAGUGGAACAACUGUACCUACUCCAAAAGAGGAAGAUUCGGCAUCAAUGCAUAGUAAUGAAGACAGUUUGGAUAGUACAAAAUCCAGACGAAAAAGAAAACCAAGUAAAACUGUAAGAGUCAAUAAGGAGGAUGACAAUAAAGCAGAGCCUUAUAGUUUAAAUCAUACACCUACAUCAGAUCCUGCAACUAUAGCUAACAUUUUAGAAGGAACACCUUCAAAGGUAUCAGAACGUAUAGAUACUAGCUCAGUGGAUGAGUUGGAUGGAGUUCUACCAGCCAAAGCAAGGCGGAAAACUUCUAGUGAAUCGGAAACUUUGGACGAUAUUGCUGCUAUGGUUCAGGAAGGCUUGAAGGCUGAAGAACAAGUUAAGGCUGAUUCUGGGUUAAUUGUAAAAGAGGCAGAAACGCUUGCUAAUAAUAAAGAGGCAAUGGUUGACCAGGAAUUAAAGUCUGAGCCAAAGCCAUUAGAAUGUUCUAAUGCAGUGGAUUUAUUGCCGAAAACUCUAGAGCUAAAAAACUCUAGUUCCAGUGAUAAAGUAAUCACCCUAGUAUUAAAUGUUGCGUCUGCUUUACCUGAUGGUAAUUCAAUGGCAAUAAAUGACGUUAAAGAUAACAUUGAAAAGUCUGAAAUUGUGACUGAAAAACAACCAGUGGAUGAAGAGGCAAGAUCUACUGAAUCGCCAACCACUACCAAACCAGUAACUGUUAGCGUAAUCAAAUCAAAAGAAAUAUUUUCUAGCCCUAAAGAGGUUGCAGCUCCUUUAGUAACGCCUGCACAAAAAAAAGCAUCCAUCACACAAAUUUUAGAGGUUGAAAACAAAUUAGAAGAAAUGUUUGCCGGUAUAGUAGAAGAAGACGAACCAAAACCAACUGAAAUCGAUUUGGAAACUGGUAAAAACGAUUCCUCUCUAGGGUUGACAGAUGAUAGCAGUUUUAUUGCAAAGGAAUUGCCUGUGCCAAAUGACUCAAUAAAACCUUCAGAAGAAUCACCAAAACAAGACAUUAAAAAAGAUGAAGAAGAAGACAAAAAAACGCCUAAAAAACAAAAAAUUAGGCCUAGCGAUUCGGAAUCGGCAGAAGUUCCAGCGAAAAAGAAGAGAUUCACAAAAACAAAAGGAUCGCCUAAAAAAGCGGUUCCUAGAAAGGGCUCCGUUACCCCAAAUAAGGCACUUAACAAAGUGUCUAGUUUAGAUUUAUCAUCCAAGGAUAUAAGCUAUUAUGACUCAAACAGUAAUGCUAGUUCCAGUAAAUCUCGAGGUCCAUUUGUACAGAUUCGAGGGCCUCGAGAUUCUCCUUUGUCAGUGAGUGUAGUAAACGCCCCAUUAGGUGACGAAGAUGGCGAAAGAAAAAUAAUUAAAAAUAAAAAAUUCCAUGACGAUAGUGAAUACAGGCAUAAAGUGAGAUCAAAAGGACUACAUUGCAGCACACUGAGUACAAAAUACGAUGCCGAAAGGAAAGAUGCCAGUUGGAUUUGUGCUUUUUGUAAAAGGGGACCCCAUGCUAGUGAACUUACUGGUCCAACUGCUAUGAGCGACGUCCCGCCUCCUGGAGAUUUGUUUGGACCUUAUGUUAUAACAACACAAUGUCCAGAGUUUGAAAAACGACUAGACGAUCCUUAUGAUAGGCAAUUCAAAAGUCGAAAAAUCACAAAGGUUUUGGACGCUGCAAAAUCCACCUCAAUCUCCAAAAAAACAAAAAGAAAGUCUGAAUCUUCAUCAGUGGACCCUACAGAUGCUCAUUUAGGAAUUACAGCUACCGGCAACAAUAACACCUUUGAAGUGUGGGUGCACGAAGACUGCAUGGUGUGGGGUUCUGGAAUUUAUUUGGUGGGGGCGAAAAUCGUGGGGCUCGAAGAGGCAGUUUGGACUUGUUCGAAUAUGUCUUGUUUUGGGUGUGGUUUAAAGGGGGCGAACGUAACGUGCGUGAAAAGGGGUUGUUUGAACAUUUCACAUGUCAGUUGUGCUCGUAGAGCCUCAUGGCAGCUCGAUGAGGAGAAUUUUAAAGCUUAUUGUCCAGAUCAUUUGCGUUAAUAGGUAACAAAAAUUGGGGUUUGUUUAGGCACUUUAGGCUGCAUAAAAAAAAAAAAUCGUUGGAUUUGUUUUAUUUUGUGUAAAUUAUCAACUAGUCAGUAAAUGAGAUUUAUUUUCUAUUAGUAGGUGCCUACAAAGUCUAAUUUUUGUUACAAUUCUAUUAUUUAAAAAAAAAAGAAAACGUUUAUAUUGUGAUGAUUUUAAAUUAUUAAGGUACUUUAUUACUUUAUUUUUCAACCCUUGUAUAAAUGCGGACGUGUCUGUUUCUUUAUUUGCAAGUUGUAAUUUUCUGGUAGAGGCGAGUAUUUCGAUAUUUUAACUUUAUUGGUUCAACUCUUUUUAUAAUAUUGUUUUAAAUGAUAUUGUAAAUAUACACGUUAGUUUACAAUUAACAUUUUAGUUGUAUAUUGUACAAAUAAAUGUAUUGUAUUUAUUGUUUGAUUUUUAUGUAUGUACCUAUUUUUACCUUUUUUGUGUUAUGUUGAAUUGUACACAAAACGUCUACUCUACAAGUGUUUUUGAAUUUCUCAUACUCCGAGUAUUUUUUCAAUCUCUAGAGCUUCUACACAAAAGAACAGAGCAUCACAAAUUUUGAAUGAAACAAACAAAAGUAUGUGUAUAUUGAACUUAAACUGAUCAACAUCGAGAAUUAACCUCAGGGGAGGAAAUAAAUACAACUUAUUAAAAAUAACAAUUUAAUUCCUAUGAUCCAAGAACAACGGUUACUUGUCUAUAUUAUUAACUUUACAGAACAAACUAAGAAACAGAAAUAACUGCAACAGAGAAUUACUUGUUUUCAACAUUCCAAAUAGUACGAUUUUCCUUUUUUGACAAAUAUAUCUGCAACAGUUAUUUCAUAUUAUCAAUUUUUAGAACAAUAAUUAUCUAAAAAAAAAAUUAGUCUUAAAAGCAUACAAAUUUACAAAAAAAUUUAGACAUAAUAAUAUUGUUUAUAAAGCAAAAAAAUAUACAACAUAAAGAGGAUUGUACAUAUUAUUGAAGAAAUCCACCACAAAUCAUCCUUUUUUUUUUAAAUAAUAAUAAAAAAUAUAAUACAUAAUACAAUAUUAAUAUUAAAAAAGUGCUAUAGGCUAGGACCAUGGUUUAAAGGAAGUUCACUGCCAGCACAUUAUUAUAUACAAUCAAACAAGUUACAAUUUCCAAAUCCUCUAUAAAACGAAUAUUAUUGCAACUUACAAAAUUAAAAAAAUAAAUUAUUCAAACAGAGAAGCAAGCACACAAAAAUUGGCAGUUUGUUUAAAAAAAAAAAAAGGAUUUUUCAUUCGUUCAUAUUGAGCUGAACAUCUAUUAUUUUUCUAUUAACACUAAUCCCUUCUUAUAAAAGUUCUACCACUGAAAAAAAAAAAAAUAAUUAGUAUUAGGUAUAGAGAAAAAUUUACUAAGAAAAAUCUUACGUGAUAGUCUUUUUGUCAGUUGACUUCGUCUCUGGUCUAGCCCUAUUAAGCACCUUAAGGAACUCGGAAGUCUUGGCCCUCAUCCUACUAUGAAUAUAAGCCUUUGAACACUUAAUGUGAUAGUGCAAAUAGUGCCUGAACAUAUGAAUCAAAUUGAUUGUGUUGUCCCUGGUAUUUUUCGCUGUGUGCCUUGGAA
Messenger RNA from Ceutorhynchus assimilis (cabbage seed weevil), 4684 nucleotides. The record is from the annotation of a GenBank genome assembly. Lineage: Eukaryota; Metazoa; Arthropoda; Insecta; Coleoptera; Curculionidae.